GGCGUCCCGGUGUCCCCGUCGCCUUGUCACCAUCACUGCGGUGUCCCCGCGGGGCGUCCCGGUGUCCCCGUCACCCGGUCAGCGCGGCCGCCUGUCCCCGCAGGGUCCGUAAGCAGGUUGUGAACAUCCCGUCGUUCGUGGUGCGCCUGGACUCGCAGAAACACAUCGACUUCUCGCUGCGCUCGCCCUACGGCGGCGGCCGCCCCGGCCGCGUCAAGCGCAAGAACGCCAAGAAGGGAACAGGCGGCGGCACAGGCGGCGACGACGACGACGAGGACUGAGCGGGUGACGCCGAGCGGGGCCGCGGU
Molecule: messenger RNA, 308 nt
Organism: Nothoprocta perdicaria
Lineage: Eukaryota; Metazoa; Chordata; Aves; Tinamiformes; Tinamidae
Gene: RPS9
Product: ribosomal protein S9
Exons: 1
Source: RefSeq, a predicted model, not a curated record